AUGCCUCAUCCAACUGCUACGAGAAUGGCUGGUAAUUCCUUGGUAGCCCGAUUGGUUCCUAGAGGCUCUUCCGAAUCAUCAUUUCUAUCAGGAACCACAUUUGCCUCGUCUAAAUCUGCAGAUUGCCAUGAGGUACUCGGGCAGUUGGCUGGUUUUACGGGUUUGUUUUUGGACGGUUUCGGCGCAGUGCUGACUGUUGUCGCAGAUUUUGAUGGAGUUGAAUCUUGCGUGGUUCCCUGUGAUGAUCACAUGCGUUCGACGUUCGAUCUACCCACAGGUAUUGAACCAGCUGUGCAAAUGGCUCAAAAUAAGUUUAUCGAUGAUCUUGUGAAAGAAUAUCUUUUAUUUUCCGGAUGCCCCGGGGCUUCGAAAGUUUUUGAAGGAGAAAUACGUGGUGACCGAGAGAAAGGAUUCAGGGUCGAUCAAGUGAUGAACCAGAUCGUAUCUAGCAUUAGUUCGUAUGAUUUGGCAGCAUUGCGAGCUAUUUGGGGCCAAUUGGAAAGCAAGUUAUUCUCGAGACUCGAGCAACCUUACGGCUCGGUGGUGAAAAAGUUCGAAGCGUCGCUGCUCAAACGCUUUCUUGUAAAUGCUGUUCAAAACAACAAGCGCGAUAAAGUUCAGGAGUUUUUCGAGAAAACUGCGUCGGAGAUUCAGAAUCAGUCUGAAUGGCGGGAUUGGUUUGGUGAGCAUUUCGCUCUUCAAGUUUGUGAAAAGUUUGUUACUAACUUGAAUCCGUUGCCGUUUUUGAAGAAUCCGGAGGAAAACCCGAGUUUCUCACUGUAUUUUUCUAAACAAUGGCAGGAUACAAUGAUGCUGUCUUUGUUGAACUUCUUGUCUCUUGCCUUUCAGUUGUGUCCAUCUCCACGUCUGUGCAACUUGGAUGACGAGGCCGCCAAGUGCACUGCAUUGCAGUUGGAGAACGACAGUUUGCGGAGACGUUUGAACAUCGCGUUGCAGCGCCAGAACGAACCCAUCAAAAUUGUUAAAGAUCUUCCCACACCGAAAGCCCCUGCGCGAGCGGAAUUAAUGGAUGAUUUUUCUGCUCUAGCGAGGGGUAACUCGCCAAUGGAAAGUCAGUUCAGCAUCUUGAAAAAUUUCAUCCGGAACUUCAGUGUACCGAAUACUGGUCAGUCCAAUGUAGCAACACCUGCUGUGCCUCCUCAUCAUCUAGCGAAGCGUGCAGCUCCGCCACCUCCUACGGAAGAAGGUACACGUCUGCUCGGACUACCUCAAUUGACCCUGCGCCUUCCAGAUCACCGUCUUCCUACCAUGAAGAUCGAAUUCCGAAAGCACGGGUUCCCGCUGAGCCAAGCAGCAGGUAACGGACGUUUGCGUCGGCAGCAUCCGGUGGUGAAACGUGUCAGCCAAUCCUCUUCGUCCAAUAUGAUCUCAUCGAGGUCAAAAACUCAGCAACAAGCGUCAGCGUCGGCGAGUCCUUUGACACCCUCGGCACCUCCACUUCCCGAACGUGACGAAUCUCUCGGAGCAUUGAAGUUACCCAGUCAGAAGAAGAAUCCAUUCCUCCUACUAAGCCAGGACGAGUACAAGGAACACAAGGGCAUGGUGUUGCAUUGUAAGUUCAAUGCGUCGGGUUCACUUGUUGCCUCGUCGGAUUCGGAAGGAGCGUUGAAAAUCUGGUCAUGCACUCCGCUUUUAACGACUUAUUCCCUGAUGAGCAAAGAUGCUCUCACUGACUUCGAAUGGGUACCGAAGCGUGAGCAUCUUCUGCUCCUUGGAGCUACUUCGCGAGGAAGCGCAUUGCGACUAUUCGAUCAUAAAGAAAAGAAGAAUCUAUUUGAUUUGAACAACUACGACAUUCGUAGCGGUGCUUUUUUCCAAGACAAGCAAGUUGUCGAGAUCGCGUGUAAUCCGAAUGGAACGCAAGCAGCUGUUUGCGUCGGACCUCUCCCGACAGCAGCAUCGCCUUCGCUUGGAGGAACUCUAUUGCUUUGGGAUCUGAAAACCAUGGAAAUACAGAAAGAGCUGAGCGUGGAGCCGACGUCGGUGGUUGUGAAUUGCUGUGCUUUCAACCACAAUGGCCAACUUUUAAUGGCUGGCUGUGCAGAUGGGAAAAUCAGAGUUUAUGACCUUCGAAGAUAUCAAUGCAUUGCUUCCUGGGCAUCAAGUUUUCCUGGCGAAAUUUCUUCCUUGAUACACUCGGUUGACGAAACGUGUUGUUAUUCCAUGAGCACGGAUGGAAAGGUUUGCAAACACAAUUAUUCAGCAGGAGCUUCUUCCGGACAGAUGGAAUGUUGGAGCCUCACGCAAACCGGAAGGAAGCUUUGGGAAUUCCCCCCACUCGAAGAAAAAUUGGGACCCUUUCACGAAAUCGAGAAAUCAAGGAGCGGUUACUUUAAAUUUCGGAAUCGGACGAAUGCUGUCAGCAUGGACGGGGAUGGCCAUCAUCUACUGGUUGGAUCAUCCAUUGGGGGCAACAUAUUCAAGAUCAAAGAUGAUGGACUGGAAAAGAUCAUGGAUCUUCGGGGACACAAAGCACCUGUUGUGGCUGUUGACUGGGCGGUAGCCAUGAACUGUGGAACAUGUGCCACUGGAUCAUUAGAUGGACGGGUCAAAAUAUCUACUUUGUUGAGUCCAUAAUUUGUAACGGGAAUUAUUUUAUUGCGCAUUUGCCAUUUGAUAAUAUGUACUUGAGUCAAACGCUUCAGUGGAAGUCAAAAUAGUGAAUGUUACCCUUUGAGCAGGGUUUGGUGUAUUCCGUUUACAUGCUGUGUCAAGCCUUUGUUUCUACCCCGUGAACAUUUUGUUGUUUAUUUUUGGUAGCGUGGCUUGUGAGGUCAGUUCAGGAAUAUGUUGCUGGACAAAUAAGCGUCCUUGACAGGGAAAAAUGGAUGGUUUAUUAUCUGAA
This is a messenger RNA of Notodromas monacha, 2866 nucleotides long. Lineage: Eukaryota; Metazoa; Arthropoda; Ostracoda; Podocopida; Cyprididae. The record is from the annotation of a GenBank genome assembly.